AUGCCCAACAGCGAGCACAAGCGAAUGGAGCUUUUCCGAAACUUCCUGAACGGCUGUGGCAUGGAUCUAUCGUGCAACUCCUCGCAUCUGCUCCCGCAUAACAUCAGCUCUUACACGGGAGGCCUGGAGCUGGCGGGGGACGGGUCGCCAUGGUUGCGAAUCAUCAUCUCGGUGGUAUACUUUGCAGUGGCCACGGCCGGCGUAGUGGGCAACCUUCUGGUGUUGUUCCUGCUCUACUCCACGCGCACCAUCACCACCGGCACCAUCAAUUUCUUCGUCUUCAACCUGGCUCUGGCGCACCUCCUGUUCUCCUUAGCGUUGCCCUUCUGGGCGAUGGACAUUGCACUGGACUACAACUGGCCCUUCGGCUUGGCCAUGUGCAAAGCCGUAUCGCUGCUCACUGGCCUCAAUGUGUUCGCCAGCUGCUUCUUUCUGACCGCCAUGAGCUUGACGCGCUACUGCUUUGUGGCCACCGCGCUUAAGCCCAGGGCGUCACCGUGCGGCCGGCCUUGCACCUCCCCAGUGGUCACGGCCAUCAUAUGGGCGGCGGCCCUGGUGGCUGCGACACCCCGGGCCCUGUUCGCCGACUUGCGCCGCGUGGGAAGCGGCAAUGAUACAGCAUGCCUGCUCCGGUUCCCGGACGGCACCGCCUGGCUGGGGAUAAACCAGCUCCUGCGCGUGGUUCUUGGAUUCCUGCUCCCGUACGCCACCAUUAUCCUGUCAUACCUGCUCUUGCUGCGCUUCCUCUGCCGCCACAAACUGAAGGGCGGCAACUCCCGGCGGAAGGCCGACAUCUCCAAGUCUGUGGCAGUGGUGGUGUUGUCCUUCUGCGUCUGCUGGUUCCCAUACAACAUCCUCACGCUCUGGAGCGUCAUGAUCCAACUGGACAUAGUUGACAUCAGCCCCUCCUUCUACGGCGCACAGACCUACUUCUUCCCGUUGGCUAACUGCCUGGCCUUCACCAGUAGUUGCUUCAACCCGGUCAUCUACUGCCUGGUGCGCAAGGAGUACCGAACGGCCCUGCACAAUGUCUUCUUCAAGUUAAGCCUGGCCAUCAUGUCCAAGAUGCCUUACGCCGUCAACACUGACGAGGGCUCGGAACAAGCGGACCAGCUGGCCAUUCCCCUGAGCAACAUGCCCAGUCAGACAAGCCAAUCAGACUCGAGGCCAUACGCACCCCUGUCAACAUUACCAACAGUGGUCUCCACUUUAUAG
Messenger RNA from Phycodurus eques (leafy seadragon), 1215 nucleotides. Its product is annotated as relaxin-3 receptor 1-like. Gene Ontology annotation, molecular function: G protein-coupled receptor activity. Bases 1 to 1215 code for a protein of 404 amino acids. Lineage: Eukaryota; Metazoa; Chordata; Actinopteri; Syngnathiformes; Syngnathidae. The transcript has a single exon. Gene Ontology annotation, biological process: immune response; G protein-coupled receptor signaling pathway. The record is from RefSeq and is a predicted model, not a curated record. Gene Ontology annotation, cellular component: membrane.